Gossypium raimondii (Peruvian cotton) is the source of this 765-nucleotide messenger RNA. Its product is annotated as auxin-binding protein T85. The coding region runs from base 21 to 593 and encodes 190 amino acids. The record is from RefSeq and is a predicted model, not a curated record. The transcript is spliced from 5 exons. Lineage: Eukaryota; Viridiplantae; Streptophyta; Magnoliopsida; Malvales; Malvaceae. Gene Ontology annotation, molecular function: auxin binding.
CCGGAAAGUAACAGAGAAAGAUGACUGGACCUUGCUUCAUUUCCUUCUUCCUUCUCUUCAACUUGCUUCCAUUCUUUCAAACUCUCGAAGCUUCUCACUGCUCCAUCAAAGGGUUACCUCUGGUGAGGAACAUUGCUGAUCUUCCACAGGAUAAUUAUGGAAGAGGAGGUUUAUCCCACAUAACUGUUGCCGGUUCUCUCUUGCAUGGGUUGAAAGAAGUUGAGGUUUGGCUUCAAACAUUUGCACCAGGAUCGCGCACGCCGAUCCAUAGGCACUCUUGUGAAGAAGUUUUUGUUGUUCUUAAGGGCAGUGGCACUCUAUAUCUCGCCUCGAGUUCUAAUAAGUACCCUGGAAAACCGGAGGAGCACUUUAUAUUUUCGAAUAGCACGUUUCAUAUCCCUGUCAAUGAUGUUCACCAGGUCUGGAAUACAAAUGAACAUGAGGAUUUGCAAAUGCUUGUGAUAAUAUCUCGGCCUCCUAUCAAAGUGUUCAUAUAUGAAGAUUGGUUGAUGCCUCACACUGCAGCUAAGUUGAAGUUUCCCUACUAUUGGGAUGAGCAGUGCUUUCAAGUACCUCAGAAAGAUGAGCUUUAAUUUUUGAAGACACGCCCCUUCACAUGCUUCUAUAUGAACACUGUAAUGGGGCCAUUCCCAUUUUACUGCUCAGAUUACUUUACAAAUUACAUAAAGAUUACAACAUCUUAGCUUAGUGUGUAUAUUUUCCCACUCAUUUUGAAGUCUGAAUCCAUUUUCUAUUUUCAUUUCA